AUGGCAUCAUUGCCGAUCUACCAUCAAGUACCGACGGACGAGAAGUCCGCUGUGGUCUUUUAUCACGAUGAGCAAGACAUCUCCAAGAUCCAUCCUGCAUCUAUCGGAAAUGGCGGUAUAAGACUACCAACCGAAGCCGACCUCGAGAAGAAGAAGAAGGUUCUCCCAAAGUGGAAGAAAGCUUUAGUGGCUUUGGCUUUGGUAUGGUUCACCUACACUGUCUUUGGACAUAUCGGCGGUAAAGGACAUGGACAUCAUCAAGGUGUAGACCAAUGGAAAGGAUAUGAAUAUGGCUCGAAAGACGUCUUUUCACCUUGUCAUGGUGAUGGCAAGUUUGCACCACAAGAAGAUGAACUCAAAGUCAUUCCUACCGUUUACGGCACCUCCAUCUCACUCGAAGAUAAUCGACAAAUUGCCAAUGCCUCAUUCUCGAUCCCUCUUCAUCGAAGAAAGGCCUUCAAUGUCCAUUUCGGUCCAAACGUAGAUGCCAACAUCAUCAUCUCCAAAUCCGAGAUUACUUCGCAAGAUGAUGAGGAAUCUGCCCAUGGUCAAAUUAUCGUCGAAUCUUCAUACGAAAACGAAAACGAUGUUCAAGGUGUAGAGAUGAAAUCUGGUGAAUGGUUUGAUGAACUAUCUAUCUCUGCUGAAGGAUCUGUCAGCCACAAAGUUCACUUGAUCCUUCCCUCGUCUAAAUCAUUCAUUUCAUCUCCUAUCUCAAUCUCCUCUGCCCAAUCGCUCAACUUCGAGAUUGACUCUUCAGCCUCUGGAACCACCUUCCGAGAUCUCAAACUCAAAUCCGAUUCGGGAGAUAUCAACGUUCCAUCCAUUGUUGGUGCAAGAGUAGAGUUGGAAAGUACUACCGGAACUGUUGGUGGUAUCUAUAAUGUAUCUAAAGCAUUGAUCUUGAAAACCGUAACCGGAAAUAUCGAUGCUAAAGUCCAUGUUUUACCUCCUUGGAACGGUCCUUCAAGAAGACCACCCCCUCCUCAUGGUGGUGAUGAUAAGCACAAACCCAAACAUCACAAGGACGAUGAUGAUGAGCACAAACCUAAACAUCAUGAUCACGAUGAACACGAUGAGGAUGAGGGUGAAGAGCAACAUGAAGAACGAGAACACCGACAUCACAAGAAGAGCAAGCAUCACAAAAAGAGGCAACACCACAAGAAGAGACAUGAUAAACACUCUAGACGAUCAUGGUUGUCAUCUCUCUUAUCUCCAUUUGCUAAACCUCCUCCUCCACCACCUGGACCACCUGGACCACCUCCUCCUAAACCAGCAUUCAUUGGUGCAAACUCCAUCAAAGGUUCUGUAAAUAUCACUAUCCUCUCUCAAGGAUCUUACACCUCGUCCGAAAUUCGAGCUAGCUCCACUUCAAACAAUGUUACCAUCCAACAUGCCGAGAACUUUAGGGGAUUCUACGAUAUCUCAUCUUCGAUCGGUAAAUACAAUGUCAGUGUUCCUGAGAAAUACAAGGAUCAUCAUGUUUUAACUGUUGGCGAAACGGAACAUGGUGGAUUCCAACAUGGUUUGGUAGGAUUCAAAAGACCUAAAGGUGAGAAACCACCUAAGAAAAAGCUACCACCUGGGAAUGAAACUGACUUCGAGGUUGACAUGGACUCGGAAGCUGACAUGGAAAUGGAAAAGAGAGAAUGGAAUGAUCAACCUCGUGAUGGACCAGAAGGUGAACACCCUCCUCCUCCACCUCACGGUCCUCCUAGCCCACCCAAGGGUGAUCACCCACCACCACCACCUCCUCCUCCUCAUGGACCUGAAGGACACCCUCCUCCUCCACCCCCACCUCACGGACCUCCUGGACCACCUAAAGGUGAUCACCCUCCUCCUCCUCCACCUCCCGGUCCUCCGGGUCCACCCAAGGGUGAUCACCCACCACCUCCACCACCACCAGGAGGCGAACACCCACCACCACCUCCCCCUGAUGGUCCACCAAGAGGCCCACCAGGACCAGGACCUUUCCCUCCUCCCGGACCUCCUCCUCCUCCAGGACAUUCAAGAGUCUUCGCUCAUGCCGAUAUCGGUAAUGUGCAGAUCGUCCUCUAA
Kwoniella botswanensis is the source of this 2058-nucleotide messenger RNA. RefSeq lists its product as uncharacterized. Bases 1 to 2058 code for a protein of 685 amino acids. The transcript is spliced from 4 exons. Lineage: Eukaryota; Fungi; Basidiomycota; Tremellomycetes; Tremellales; Cryptococcaceae. The record is from RefSeq and is a predicted model, not a curated record.